AUUACCACGUGCUUAUAAUCCACCAUGUGAAUCUUAUCAUCAACUUCGUAACAUAUCAUAUUCUCAAUUAUCCACUUAUCCACCUGUAAAAAUAUUUAUAGGAAUAUUCACCACCAUAGAAACAUUUGAGAGGAGACAUUUAUUGCGCACAUUAUAUCGAUACGAGAUAAAUACAAGACAAUUCAAUAAAUAUAUUGAAAACGAAAAUAAAGAUUUGAUUGAUUAUAGAUUUAUAUUAGGAAAAUCAAAUAAACCAAUUUCAGAAGAUAUUAAAUUAAAAUUUAAGAUAGAAAAUGAAGCUUUUCAAGAUAUUAUUAUAUUAGAUGAUGAUGAAAAUUUAAAUGAUGGAAAAACUUAUUAUUAUUUUAAGUGGGUAACAGAAAAUUUAAUUAAAAGAUCAGUUGAAGAUAAUACCUUGAAUGAAUACGAUUACAUAGUUAAAACUGAUGAUGAUUCGUUUAUAAAUCUUAAAAACCUGGCACUAAAUUUACGUCCUUUCUCUCAAUACACAAAACACCUUUAUUAUGGAUAUAUGAGAACCACAAAUCCUGAUAGUAGUUUAAAACAGUAUGCAACUGGAAUGAUUGAAGUUUUAUCAGCAAAGUACGCUGAAAAUAUAGGAAAUUUAAACAUUUCAAAAGAAGAAUUAAAGAAUCAUCAUGAAGAUGUGUGGCUCGCUUGGAUAUUAAUGGUUAAUGACAUGAAUGAAAAUUGGAUUGAUGAACAAUGUUUAAUAUAUGAUGAUCCUAGAAUGUUAAGAUAUGAACCAAGUAAAGGUAGUUUAAUUUUUCCUCAAACCGUGACUAUUCAUAGUUUGAAGGAAGAUUGGAAAUGGAAAGAAGUUAUUGAUUAUUUUUACGGAGUUUACUAA
Messenger RNA from Dentiscutata erythropus, 871 nucleotides. The record is from the annotation of a GenBank genome assembly. Lineage: Eukaryota; Fungi; Glomeromycota; Glomeromycetes; Diversisporales; Gigasporaceae.